CAGGCACUUUCCAAACAAUCAAUUUCGAAACAUCGACUUAAAAUUUGACUGAAGGCAAAACCACUUUCAAUAUGGGAUACGACUGUUGCGGCCAACAGGCGCCAGCCCCGGAAAUAUUGGCCGAGUCAAUUGAGGCUCCGGUUGAGCAGACCAACGGCUACCAGCAAUCCCGCUCCAAUGACCACUGCCCUGAGACUCUCGACACAAAGAGCCCCGGUCAAGGAGAGCGCACUCAGGGCACAUCGGAUGAUUGUUGCUCUUCUGGCAAAUGCGUGGAUGACAAAACCGAGCAUGACACUGACGCGCCUGAUUGCUGCCGCGGCAAAGUCAGCCCGUGCUGCGACACGUCUUGCCUUGAUCGCUUGGCAAUGCGAGAGUGUGAGAUGAAUGCUGCGACUGUCCUCGGCCUUGACACUCAGCCAAACGCAUGCGGUGGAGCGACUGAUGGCCAGGCAUGUAGCCAGCAUAGUCUGUCUGUCCUCGACCGCUAUGGCGCUACUCUGCGAACCUUGGGAUGCAUUUGCCGCGCUCUCAUUGCUAUUGGCCAGGAAACUUGCUGCGACGUCCGCGAGCGCCGCUCUCUCGAUGGGAAGAAGUGUUUCAAGGACUCGUCGGGUCGCUCCCCUCUUCAAACUUCUCCUGAUUACGGUCGCAGUAGCGAAUCUAUCACCAAGGACCAGGCCGCGAGGAACCGUCUUCGCCUGCGAAAGGGUGCUGGUGAAAACGUCACGUCCACUAAACCCGCUAGGCAGCCUUCUACAGACGAUUGCGCUAGCUCUUGUUGUUCAAACAGCAAGCCCGCCACGAAGGGUCUCUUCAAAAGCAAGUGCUCAAAGUCAUGUUGCUUGGAGGGUGAACCGGCCGAGGAACCACUGCUGCAGGACAAGUUUGUCGAUACUUGCUGCCCAAAGGCGCCAAUUGCGGACGUCAAGAUCAAAAUCAAGCCUUCCGGGCCUUGUCAAGCUGGCGACGAUGAAGCUAGGAAAGAAAUGCCGACGGAUAACUGUCCUGGUUCUUGUUGCUCUGACGAAAACCCUGAAGCUCUACAUAUCAAGGACAAAUCUGCAGGAAUUUGUUGCGGAAUAGCCAAGAAUGAGACUACCAUAGAGCCAGCCAGUGCCGCUUCUUCCAGCUCUUGCCUCAAGCCACCAAAGCGGGAUAUCGCGAAGACUCCAAAGACUGGAUGUGUGGACUUAUGCUGCACAAAGGAUCGGCCGAUCAGCCCUCAGAGGUCUUGCAGCGAUGAUUGCUGCUCCUCUCCCGCACCUGAUCCUGUGCUGGACAUCGAAAAAGCCCCAAUUCAAGCCAACACAGACAUAGAAAAUCAGGGCGCCGGCAAAGAACAUGUAGUGCUUAGCAUUUCUGGUAUGACCUGUACUGGUUGCGAGACAAAGCUCAAUAGAACUCUCGCUACUGUCCCCGCUGUCAAGGACUUGAAAACCAGUCUGGUUCUCUCACGAGCUGAGUUCAACAUUGAUCUUCGACUGGGAUCAGUAGAGGAAGUAAUGAAACAUCUAGAGCGAACGACCGAGUUUAAAUGCGAAAGAGUCCAGAACAAAGGAUCUGGCCUAGAUCUUAUCGUCCCCACUGAGCCCUCAAAGUUCCUCAGUCAGACGUGGCCAGACGGCGUUAUCGACAUGGCACUCGUAGACGACCAGACUGUGCGAGUUGCAUUUGACCCGAAGAUAGUCGGAGCUCGAGACCUGGUUGAGAAAAUUUGGGGCCCGCCAAUCGAGCUUGCUCCUCCACGCGGUGACCCUUCGCUAGAGGCUAGUAGCAAGCAUGUUCGCCAUGUCGGGUACAUGAUGCUUCUCUCUGCUAUCUUGACGAUUCCGGUGCUAGUUAUGGCUUGGGCGCCACUACCUAAGAGGGAGGUAGCAUAUUCCUCGGCUGCACUCGCCUUGGCUACAAUUGUUCAAUUUAUCAUAGCAGGCCCUUUCUAUCCUAAGGCUCUAAAGGCUCUUGCUUUCUCGAGGGUUGUCGAGAUGGACCUCUUGAUCGUCCUAAGCACGAGUGCUGCAUAUGUGUUCUCGGUGGUCUCUUUUGCAUACCUCAUUAUAGGGAAGCCUCUUUCGACUGGCCAGUUUUUUGAAACAAGCACUCUCUUGGUAACCUUGAUUAUGGUAGGUCGAUGGGUUGCCGCUCUCGCUCGUCAAAGAGCCGUUGAAUCCAUUUCUAUCCGGUCACUUCAGGCAUCGACAGCUAUUCUUGUAGACCAAGAGAGCGGAACGGAACGCGAGAUUGACGCGCGGCUGUUACAAUACGGCGACACAUUCAAAGUCCUCCCUGAUACCAGGAUUCCGACUGACGGCACUGUCAUCAAGGGAUCAUCUGAAGUUGACGAGUCUAUGCUUACUGGCGAAUCCAGACCAGUGGAAAAAUAUUCCAAGUCCGUGGUGAUUGCUGGUUCUAUCAAUGGAUCUGGCGUUAUGACUGUUAGGCUGAACCGUUUGCCUAGCGACAAUACUAUCUGUGCUAUUGCUGCGAUGGUCGAUGAAGCUAAACUCUUGAAACCUAAGCUACAGGAUCUGGCGGACCGAGUAGCAUCCUACUUUGUCCCGAUUGUGGUGGCAUUAGCGACGAUCACAUUCAUCAUCUGGAUUGCAGUGGGUAUAACUAUCCGUGGGUAUGAUGGAUCCGAAGCUACCAUUCAGGCUAUCACUUACACCAUUACUGUCCUCAUCGUCUCUUGCCCCUGUGCCAUUGGAUUGGCUGUUCCUAUGGUUAUUGUGAUUGCAAGCGGAAUCGCGGCGGAGAAGGGUAUCGUCUUUAAGUCUGCAGAUGCUAUUGAAGUUGCUCACAAGACAUCACACGUUGUUUUUGAUAAGACAGGGACCUUGACUAGAGGAAAGCUUUCUGUUGUCGCUCAGAAUCAUGCCGACAAGAGCAAGCUCCCGCUUCUUCUUGGCCUCAUCGAAAAUAGCCGACACCCAGUAUCCCUCGCUGUGGCUACUCAUCUUAAGGAAGCUGGAAUCAUAGCCUCGGCUGUUGCUGAGCCCAAGAGCAUUACUGGUAAAGGUGUUGUAGCCAUCUUGGGCGGCCAGAGUCUUCGAGCAGGCAAUUCCCGCUGGGUCAAUGUAACGGAGCAUGAACUUGUUCAACCAAUGCUUGCUCAAGGAUACACAGUCUUCUGCUUCACUAUCGACAAUACGUUAGAGGCGGUCUACGGUCUUGAAGACGAGCUCCGACCUGACGCGGUAGAGACGAUUAGAAUCUUGCAAAGGCGUGGUAUCUCGGCCCAUGUAGUUUCUGGCGACGAUGAUGGAGCUGUGCAGACUUUGGCGUCCAAGCUUGGCAUUCCUAGCGACCUUGUGCGUUCUCGAAGCUCACCCGCCGACAAGAAGGAAUACAUCCAGAAGCUCCUUGGUACGACUACAGAUCGUAAACAACCGGUUAUCGUUUUCUGUGGUGACGGCACGAACGAUGCUGUUGCUCUUGCGCAGGCGACAAUCGGCGUCCAUAUGAACGAAGGCACGGAUGUCGCGCAAUCUGCUGCGGAUGUAGUUCUCAUGCGCCCUUCUUUGGGUGGAAUCCUCACUAUGAUGAACGUCAGUCGGAAAUCCGUCAACCGUAUCAAGUUCAAUUUUGUUUGGAGCUUCAUUUACAACACCUUUGCGGUCCUUCUCGCUGCAGGUGCUUUUGUCAAUGCUAGGAUUCCUCCGGAAUUUGCGGGACUUGGAGAACUGGUAAGCGUGUUGCCCGUCAUCGCUGCUGCGGUGUUACUGCGGUGGUCGACGAUCUAGGCCUACCUUGUUUCACAAGUGAAUUCUUCCGUCAUAUUCAGUUUGGGAGAUGUGAGAAGUAGACAUAGUAAAAACGUAACCAAUCUUUAUUAAGAAACUAUCCAAACUAAACUGUAGCAAAUAUAUUCAAUC
Messenger RNA from Trichoderma asperellum CBS 433.97, 3875 nucleotides. RefSeq lists its product as uncharacterized. Gene Ontology annotation, cellular component: membrane. Gene Ontology annotation, molecular function: metal ion binding; ATP binding; ATP hydrolysis activity. The record is from RefSeq and is a predicted model, not a curated record. NCBI's taxonomy places the organism in Eukaryota, Fungi, Ascomycota, Sordariomycetes, Hypocreales, Hypocreaceae. Gene Ontology annotation, biological process: monoatomic cation transport.